This is a messenger RNA of Camelus dromedarius (Arabian camel), 5588 nucleotides long. It is a transcript of the gene RGS5, whose product is annotated as regulator of G protein signaling 5. Lineage: Eukaryota; Metazoa; Chordata; Mammalia; Artiodactyla; Camelidae. The record is from RefSeq and is a predicted model, not a curated record. The transcript is spliced from 5 exons. Bases 96 to 644 code for a protein of 182 amino acids.
AAAAGGCAGUCCCAGACAGUUUUGAAGUUUUCAGAGACUUUGCUCUGCUGAUAAGAAUUUGUGCUCAAAGCUGAGGAGCUAAGCCACCUGCCAAAAUGUGCAAAGGACUUGCAGCCUUGCCCCACUCGUGCCUGGAAAGGGCCAAGGAGAUCAAGCUCAAGUUGGGGAUUCUCCUCCAGAAGCCGGAGUCUGCUGUUGACCUUGUCAUUCCGUACAACAGCGAGAAGCCGGAGAAGCCAGCCAGGCCCCAGAGACCCUCACUGGAGGAGGUUCUGCAGUGGCGUGAGUCCCUGGAUAAACUCCUGGAGAACAACUAUGGACUUGCCAGCUUCAAAAGUUUCCUGAAGUCUGAAUUCAGUGAGGAAAACCUCGAGUUCUGGCUGGCCUGUGAGGAUUACAAGAAGAUCAAGUCCCCUGUCAAGAUGGCUGAGAAGGCAAAGAAAAUUUAUGAAGAAUUCAUCCAGACAGAGGCUCCUAAUGAGGUGAAUAUCGAUCACUUCACGAAGGACAUCACCAUGAAGAACCUGGUGGAACCUUCCCCAAGCAGCUUUGAUGUGGCCCAGAAAAGAAUCUAUGCCCUGAUGGAAAAGGAUUCACUGCCUCGCUUUGUGCGCUCUGAGUUUUAUCAGGAGCUCAUCAAGUAGCAAUUUAAUCAGGCUGUGAGAACCAUCCUGAGAGUUAUUUCUUCCGUAACAACCCUGUAUUGUCCAGCAACCCACUUAUCUUCCUAUAGCAGGCUUGCUCAAAGGUUCUCAAGCAGGGAAAAUCCCCGAGAGUGUUGCCUACUCUUUUGCCCACAUUGUUUUGGCCUGAAUGCCUUCCUUUUCCAGUUUCCUCUUCCUGCCCCCAUUCUUAAUUAACCUCUACUCUUGUAUGCUGUUGUGAAAUUCAGUCAGAAUGACAGAAAAACUCUACUUAAGGAAAUGUAAGACAAGAAUAUGAUAUCAUUGAAUGUGGGUCCGUUUGCUUUAGGUAACGGAUCUCCACCUAAAUUGGUGUGAAAAAGAAUGUGGAUGUGCAAAGACCAGUUUCAAGUGAGAUUAAUUGAUCUCACCUGUUGUUUUAAUUCUGAUCCAGAAGGUCACCCCUCUUAUUAUCUCUGAACUUCUUUAGUAAUAAAAGGUGGCAAGAAAAUUAUGAGGCAGGCAUUAUUUCAUUCUUUAAGCAAAUACAUUGUUUAAAAUGUUGAUCUUCCUCUGAGAGCAUCCAUGUGCUAACUGAAGAUUAUAAACAAAAGAUACAGCCAUGAAUAUGUUGUAUUUUCACAAAAUCCAUCUGAACACAAUCCAUAUGGCCUCUUUCCCUGUACUUCCCUCAUACCCUCCCACCUAUAAAGUUAUUAAAUUCUGUAUUAAAUCAAUGACCUGAGAUUGACAGUGGACUACCGUAUAAAUGUAUCUAUGACUCUAGUCUAUAGGACAAAAAUUUCAAUUUCCAAAGUAUUUUAAAUGUCACCUGAGUAUAAAAUUCCAAAAAUUUAAACUCCAAUCUUGUAAAAUAAAACAGUUGCUGCUCAUUGCAGCAGUCUUCCCACCUUAAUAUCAAGAGGGCUGUACGCUACGAUGGGAAAAUUUUUGUCAAGCCUAAACUGGUUAGUUCUCCUAGGAUCUGUUUGUUUAGUAAAUGACAAUUAUAUUCAAACAAUCAUGUUAUCUUUCAAAAAAUCAAUUUGAUUAAAUGCAGAGGACUGCUAAGUGACAUAAGUACCCUGCAUCUUGAAAAAUAAUGUGAUCUUUUAGCAACACCUCACUUCCCUUCCUUUUGGCUCACUGCAUUUAGUGAAUUGUAUUUAUAGUCAAAGUGCACGUUUAGACUCCUAACAUGCCUUACACACCACCAAUUGAUAGACCAUGAUAUUUUUUAGUAGGUUUAAACAUUUAAUUCUGUAUUGCAUUAUUAUAAGUCUUGCUAAAAUUUUUUUCUAAUCUUUAGUAGAUUUGGUUAAGUAAUGAUUUACAUAAUCUAGUCAUAGACUCUAACUCUGUAUGAAUAUAACCAAGGUGAGGAUAUUGAGUUAAUUAAAAAAGUAUUUUUCAAAGGAUUAAUAAAAAUCUGAAAUGUUCAAGUAGAAGAUUACAUUUGCUUAGUCUUGUAUCUCCUUUUGUUUUUCUUUUUUCAUUUGCACAUUGCUAGCUUCACAUUUGUAGCCCAUUUAUUCAGUUAUUCCUUAAGAAUAUUGAAAGUGAGCGACCAUAUUACUGUACUCUUUGAGUAAACACUGUUCAUGUUUGUUGGAUUUUCCUCGUUUUUGUUAUUUCCAAAGAUAACACGCCCUUCCUGAAUACUUGCCGUUUCAAAUUCCGAAAAUGGGUUGGAGUGACUGGGUCUACGGCCAACUCUUGCUGGUAUGGUGUGAGUUCAUUUAUAUUUGUUAAUAUUGCUCACUUCAAAGAAACUCUGUCAUUAAGCAGUCGACAGCUAGGCUGGAUCAACAUUGGGAGCAUGAAACAGAAGUUCCCAUCAUGUCCAUAUGUGCAGGAGUGACAAGCAACUCACACCUAGAAUUCCCGGCACCAUCUUCCUCACCAUCUGUCUUUGCUGCCCCAGAUCAGAAUGAAAUCACCAGUCCUUUACGUGCUAAGGCAGCUAGAAAAUGUAAGAACCGAAGAAUUUAGGUGAGUUAUUUUUUUUCUUGAAUGACAAAACAUUUUUAAGAGAAAUUUUGAUGUCAUUACAAUUUCAAAUACCUUAUUCUUUUUAUUUGAAAUAGCCAAAUGUUUGAAAAUACCCAGAGAUUUAUCUAGAGAUCACAGAGUUCACCAAGACAGUCGAUGUUUCAAAGACUCAGACUUACCGCAUUCACAAAUUGACUGCACAACCUUGAGUGGGUAGACUUGUGGGUGGAGGAUAAGAAGGACCUUCACCUUUUCAUGAGCUGAACCCAGGAAGCAGAGGGCAGGAAGAGCACCAGGAGGGCAGUGUCAUGAAGGCUGCAAGAAGAAGGAAGGCCUUGCAGUCCACCAGUGAUAUGUAACAUAAGUAUGUGUGAUUUUAAAUUUAAAGCAGUGCACAGACAGGCACAUACACAUUAGAAACUCUUCUAAAUAAUAAAAUUAAAAGGAAUACAAAUAUCACAGCCUAAAAUGUGAAAGCAAAGCAAACGUAUGAAAAUUGCCCUAGAAAAUUCUUUGAAAUCUUUUUGAAACUGUUUUUAAACUUAAGGGGGAAGAAAACCACAACUGUGUUACUGGAAGUUUCCAUGGUAACACGAAUAAAAUAACAUUGUUUUAAAUUUGGGGGAAUUAAGAAAACUGGGAUGAUUGUACCAGGAAAAAAAAUGUGUAACGUCUGUUUAUCACUCCCUUUGCCUCCUCCCCUUCCUCCCCACUCUCCCUGGAGUAAAUUGCCGGGGAAAGUAUGGAACUCAAUGCAGGAGCCCUGUGGUGCUGCUUUCCUCCCUGUGAAAAUGUAACACAGUCCUAAGUGCAUCUGGGAUGUAGAGAGGUGGUCAAUGCGAACAGGAGUAUAUGUGUCUCAUUCUUGAGAGAAACCUAAGAUUAAGCAGGCCCGGGGAUGGCCAUAACCUGACUUUUUCUGCCUGGGUUUGAUGUAGUUUGUGGUUAGCGUCAGAUUAGGAUCUAAACUGGACCAGAACAAAGAGAUAGACUAUUGAGUCUAGAGUAAAUUAGGAGGCUGUGUUCAUGUUUAUCUGCUAAAGUAGUGCUUGUUCGUGUGAACAACCCCCAACACACACACACACACACACACACACACACACACACACACACACACACAGAGACACACACACACAAUUUUCUUUCUCCCAGAUAAACACCUUCUGAAAUGCAGAAGUAACUGAGGCAUUUCCGUAGCUUUGCUUUCAAAUCAAAUGCAUGAAAGUAUUUUGUGCGCUGCUCCCCAUAUCACCUUGUGGACUCUUAAUUCUCUGCUGUAUAAAUUAUGCUUUAAGCAGACUUCAGUUUCUAGUACAUAAAGAGAAGAACUUGAUAAAGAAAUUGUUUUUAUUUUUAUCCUCUGCAAAGUCAUGGAAUUUGCUCGGUUGAUGUGUUCUCUUUACACAUUCCCUUUCGAUAGAGCGAAGUUAUUCUUUCUCAAAGAAUAAUAGAUGUCCAGAAGUUUCGACAAAAACUUGUCAGGCUAUCUGUCCCAUCACAAAUUUGAAAAUUUGAGAUUCAUUUCAAAGGCGAUUUAUAUUUCAGGGAAAUGAUUUUUACCCCUGAAAUCAUUCCUUCUAGCAGGCCAUUUACUUUGUUUCCUGGUAAUUUAGCAGGUUUGGAGAAAAAGGACCAUGAGAAAAGAAGGGGGGAAAGAAGGGAAGGGAAGUGGUGAGGAAGUUAAGUGCUCAGGCCUAUCAAGUGUGUCCAUUCACUAGGAAAUGUCUAAGAGCAGCUCCACUUAAUUGAAAAUCACGUUGCUUCUUGCUGUCACCAUCAAGAUUUGCAGGAAUGCAUUUCUUGAUUAUCAAUGCAGCUAGAUGUGAAACCUCAUUUUAAAAUCCUAAGGAGUCUUGAUUAGAUAAAAGAACAAAUAUAGAGGGUUUACUUUCCCUGGUCAGCUUGCAUUCCACAGAGCAGAGCAUGGAGAACUCAGUUUCUAACAUCUAAGCAUCCAAACCCAAGGGCCAGGCAACUCUCUGUAGCUUCUGGACGUGACAUCUUAAUGCAUAUUGGCAUAUCCUGUCCAAAUUGUCAUUAGAACUUUCUGGUUUUCUAGUCUCUCCAUUCUAUGAGAAGAGUGUGUGUUUAAUAUUUGCUUGUGACAAGGCUCUUUGGUUAAUAAUUUAGAACUGCUAUUUCUGUUAAAUGUAUUUUCACCCAAAUAGGUCAUGUGGCUGACCGGAGCAAUAAUCCAAAGAAAGGCUUUCCCUCUCAGCAUCUUCGAGCUGUAAAAAUCAACUGUUCUGCGUGAGGAGACAUUCUUAACUUUGAAUGGAAACUUGUAGCAAAGAGUGAAGGGCAAAAAAGAAACAAAAACUUGGGAAUAUUUUCCUCACCUCACAAUUUAACAAUAAUCUUCUAACCUUUUUUAUUAGUUGAGAAGCUACAAAUCCAACUCAACAUUCAUAUUCAGUUUAAUAAGUCUCUUGUUUUCUCACCUGAGAUAUUUUUCCUUUCUGCCUCACACCUAUACCUCCAUUUCUCUUCUCCAUCUGCAUGAGGAUACAUUUAAAAUAGUUGAGUCUAAUCACAGUUAUGUAAUAAUGAAUACAGUUUAAAAUAUUUAACUUCGCAGCUAGGAAAAUGUCUAAACUAAGCCAUAACAAAGUAACAGGAAGAUCUGAAAAUUUUUCUGAUGGAGAGAAGUAAUCUGGAUAAUUGCUGCCAAAAGUAAUUUCAUAUGAUAUAGUAUUAGAUUUGGGGGGGGGGACUAAAUUUUUUUUAAAUGCUACAGCUUGCAACUCAUCUUCAGGAGAUCAGCUCAGAGAAAGGAGUGGAAAUGGAAGGUUGGGCAAUCCAUUUGUCAGCAUGUACCCUGUAUGGUUUUCAUUUAGGAACAACUUUGUUUAUCUUCUGAUUUUGUAUCCAAUACGUUGUAUGCUAUGUAACUCAUACUUCUUGAUAAAGCACCGAAUAUGUAUCUGUAACCACAAGCACGUAUAUUAUAUUAAACAUAUAUCUAGAUAACAA